Molecule: messenger RNA, 2478 nt
Organism: Ilyonectria robusta
Lineage: Eukaryota; Fungi; Ascomycota; Sordariomycetes; Hypocreales; Nectriaceae
Exons: 4
Coding region: 1-2478 (825 amino acids)
Biological process (GO): ERAD pathway
Cellular component (GO): endoplasmic reticulum membrane
Molecular function (GO): protein binding
Source: RefSeq, a predicted model, not a curated record
AUGCGGCAAUCACUCGUCUGGGUGCUCCUGCUUUGGCAGGCGAGCUCCGGACUCUGUACAAACGCGAAGUACUAUCAAGAAACCUACACGGAAACUCCACCGUUCCAGAGAGGUGGCCAUAAUAAGCAUGUCGCGGCUCCAAAGACAGAUGUCAUGGUGGACCAGGGCCGUCACAACGGUCCUCAACCUGGCGCGGACCUUGUCAAUGCCGCCAUGAUCGAGCUCGGGAAGACUCCCCAAUCAUUGCAUAAACGGAAACGACGACCAUCGGGCCUUGUUGGAACGGUUAUGCGCUACAUUCUCAAGGCGAUCCCCCACGGCCCAGCAACUGCGCCAUCGCAGUCGCAUGACGCCAAAAUCAGUGGCCAUCUCCUGGAAGCUGUUCAGCUUCUUGAGCAGGCGGCACAACAGAAUAAUUCAGACGCUCUCUACCUCCUCGCUCAGAUGAACUUCUUCGGCAACUACAGCCACCCCAAGAACCUGCACGUCGCCUUCAACCAUUACCAGCAGCUUGCCACCGUGCAUGGAAACUCGACAGCGCAGUACAUGCUGGGUGUCUACUACUCGACUGGACUUGGAUGGGCGGUGCCCCGCGACCAGGCCAAAGCGCUCCUCUACUACACUUUUGCUGCCCUACAAGGAGACGUUCGGGCUGAAAUGGCGACAGCAUUCCGACACAACGGUGGAAUUGGAACAACUAAGAAUUGCGAAGCCGCCGUCAAAUACUACAAGAGUGUGGCAGACAAGGUCAUUGCGUGGUAUCGAGCUGGCCCUCCAGGAGGCAGGUCUUGGGUCCAUCAGGCAUGGCGCAUUUCGGAUGACGACGGUGGCAUUUAUGGCGAAGGAGCGAGUGCCUCGAGCGCCGGCAUGAAUGCUCUCAAGGCGAACCCUGCAUCUGAUGCGAACGCAGCCAUUGACGACGUCAUUGAAUACUUGGACCUCAUGUCUCAAAAGGGAGACUCCAAAGCAUCAUACAACCUGGGAAGAAUAUACUACGAGGGCCAGCGUGGUCUCGAUCGAAACCUCCCCCAGGCUCGGAAGUACUUCUUCCUAGUGGCAUCACGAUACUGGAAGAGGGAUGGUCGCGUCCUAGAGAACUAUAAGGCAGGGAUCGAGUCUUUCGCUUCCAAGGCUGCCGGAUAUCUCGGUCGGAUGUACCUGAGAGGCGAUGGUGUCGCCCAAAAUUUUGAGCGGGCGAAAUUGUGGUUCGAACGUGGCAUCUUUCACGGAGACGCACAGUCCCAACAUGGACUCGGCUUGAUGAACCUCAAUGGCUACGGCCAGAAGGAGAAUGUCAAGUUUGCCAUGGAGCUGUUCAAGAAGUCAGCCGACCAAGACUAUGCCCCGGCGCUGGUUCAGAUGGGGCAGCUGUAUCUGGAUCAAGGUGGCCAAGAGGAUGUCAGGGUCGCGAACAACUAUUUCGAACUGGCGAGCCGUCAUAGCAACAUUGAAGCUCACUACUACAUUGGCGAACUGAUCCACCACGGCGUUGGCCGAGAGAAGCUCUGCGGUGCGUCACUGAGCUAUUACAAGAGUGUUGCGGAGAAGGCCGAGCCCUUGGUCUCAUCCUGGGGCGACGCCAACGAUGCAUAUGAGGCCGGCGAUUACGAGCUUGCUUUCCUCGAAUACCUCAUGGCGGCUGAGCAGGGAUAUGAAAAGGCCCAAACCAACGUCGCAUACAUGCUGGACUCUGUUCAGUCUCGGUUGCCUCUGUCGUCGUGGCUCCAGAAGCCCUUAGAACCGAACAACCUCCUGGAUAACCCGUCGCUUGCCCUCAUCUACUGGACACGGUCAUCGAGACAAUCCAACGUGGAUUCGCUCGUCAAGAUGGGCGACUACUACUACUAUGGUGUUGGGGCCAAGCAGGAUAUUGCCAGGGCUGUCCAGUGCUACACUGGAGCCUCUGACUACGCUCAGAGCGCCCAGGCCCUGUUCAAUCUCGGAUGGAUGCACGAGAACGGCAUUGGGCUGGUGCAGGAUUUCCACCUCGCUAAGAGAUACUACGACCAUGCGUUGGAAGUGAAUGAGGAGGCUUACCUCCCGGUCACACUAAGUCUCCUCAAGCUUCGACUCCGGAGUGCUUGGAAUACCCUGACACAUGGACCAAUCCAUUCCAUUCAGGACGAGCCGAAACCAAAGAAGGUCCGGUCUCUCUCCGAGUGGAUUGCCAACUUCCUCCAAGACAACACUCUUCAUUACGAGGACGAGUUUUACAACGCCGAGGGUCUGUACGACGAUACGCUUGCCAGCGGUGAUGUCUUGAAUGAGGAUGAUGGGAUCGUUGAGAGCUUCCUGAUCAUCGGAAUCACCUUGUGCCUUGUGCUUCUCCUCUGGUGGCGACAGCGUUUACAGCAGGUACACAUGCAAGAAGAGGAUAACCGACGACGAGAACAAGGACUCCCACCGAAUCCAGCGCGUGAAAACGCAGCAGGGGAAGGGUUUGCAGAGUGGGCUGCUGGAGGAGGAGGGCUGUUGUAA